GUUCUACUCAAGAAUGCAACAAAAAAUCAUUACACGGAACUAUACAAAGAAUUAAUUGUAAACGUAUACAAGAUUCCAAAAAGUGAUUAUCACUUGUCAGCAUUAAUUAAAGAUAUAGCCGAUGCCAAAGCCAUCCCACCUCAAACAACGAUCUUGACCAGAGCCGAAGACAGAGCCAAAGCUAUCCUACCAGAAGAGCUAGA
Molecule: messenger RNA, 203 nt
Organism: Racocetra persica
Lineage: Eukaryota; Fungi; Glomeromycota; Glomeromycetes; Diversisporales; Gigasporaceae
Source: the annotation of a GenBank genome assembly